Molecule: messenger RNA, 1338 nt
Organism: Brassica rapa (field mustard)
Lineage: Eukaryota; Viridiplantae; Streptophyta; Magnoliopsida; Brassicales; Brassicaceae
Product: probable pre-mRNA-splicing factor ATP-dependent RNA helicase DEAH3
Cellular component (GO): intracellular anatomical structure
Molecular function (GO): helicase activity; RNA binding
Source: RefSeq, a predicted model, not a curated record
AUGAUCAAUGACUGUAACAGAUUUCUAGAAUAUAACUCAAUCCCAAAGCUGGAGUUUAAUCCCAACAUCUUCUUACUGUAUGACGACCAUAAGAAGUGGGUUACAGAGUCCAGAGUCCGUUUGGAGGACUGCAGUAGCUCCCGAACAGUGCUCUUUUUAAGAUACAAAGUGAUUAUCCUUGACGAAGUUCAUGAUAGAAGUUUAGCCACAGAUUUACUUGUUGGUAUUCUUAACCGCACCUUGAUUAGCCGACCUGAUCUUAAGCUUGUUGUGAUGAGUGCUACCCUACAGGCUUUUAACAGAGAGUAUUUUAGAGGUGCGCCUCUCAUCAAAGUCCCUUCUGGUAGGCUCCUCCAUCCAGUGGAGAUCUUGUACACUCGACAACCUGUGAUGGACUAUCUCGAGUCUUCCAUAAGCAAAGUUAUCGAGAUUCACAUGUGUGAACCAACAGGUGACGUUCUUGUUUUCUUGACCGGGGAAGAAGAGAUUGAACAUGCUUGCAGCAGAAUUGUCCGUAGUCUUGGAGAUCAAGUCACAGUUGUGCCCUUGUAUUCCUCUCUUCCACCAGCUCUGCAACACAAGAUCUUCGAUCCUACACCACCACCACAUGCAGUGAGAAAGAUCAUCGUCUCCACCAACGUUGCUGAGACUUCUUUGUCCAUGGACGGGAUUGUUUACGUGGUUGAUCCUGGUUUCUCCAAGCAAAAGAACUAUAGUUUUCUCACUACUGACGAGCUCUGGUUUGUGUCCCGAAUAUCACAAGCAAGCGCUUACCAGAGAGCAGGACGUGCCGGUAAAAUAUGUUUCAGGCUCUACACUGAGAAUACUUUCAAUGACUUCAUGGAUGGGGAGACUCCUGAGAUACUUAGAUCACACCUUGUUAUAACAGUUUUGAUUUUGAAAAGGCUGGGUGUGGACGACUUGACAUUUUUUGAAUAUAUAGAUCCUCCUUGCACUCGAAUGCUCCUUCGGGCCUUGACCGAUUUGUUUCAUCGGGGAGCUGUGGAUGACCAAGGUAACCUGACAAAUAUAGGCCAUAUGAUGGAGAGUUUGGAAGAGCCACUUUGAAUUCUUUUUAUAAAGUUCUUAAUUUUUUUCUUGUGUUGCAGAGAGAAACUAAUAGAUAUGGAAAUUUAUUAUAAGCGCCUAGCGUCACUUGUUUUUUAUAAAUAAAAUUAUUUAAUUUAUUUGUAGAUUUCCUAAACUUUGAAUUUUUACAAGUUAUUUUCAUAAUGAAGAAAUAGCUUCUUUAAUGGAAAUAAUCACGAUUGGUGUUGUGAUAUGGUCUGUUUUGUUUUCUCUACUACAAGCUAUAGCUAGUGUUCGCCUUAACAAAAG